AAAUCCUUAUGCUAAAUACUUAAUAAAUAUAUAGGAACUAUAUUAUAACUACAUUGUGUUUGUGUAUCUCAGAUGGUAUGAAAGUGUAAGAUAACAAAAUUUUAAAGAACAGAAGAAAAAUUAAUUAAAAACAAUAAACUUUAAAUAUAUACAUAUGUAUAUGUGAAUAACUAAUUGAAAUUUUUAAAUGACACACAUGACUGAGGUAAACUUUGCCGAUUUUCAAAUGGAAGAAAGAUACAAAAAAUUAGAACGAACUUUAAAAUUAGCUUCACUUAGACAGGAAAACAGAACUGAAGAUGUAUCAUGGCCAUUACUUACAUCCCCUAGUAUUUCAAGCAUUAAUGCAGAUCCAUUUGACUCUACUACUAAUAUUCCAUCUUUACAAGUUUCCAAAAUUGAUAGUGAAGUUGUUUCUUCAAGCAAUAAUUUGAGGAAUAUACUGUUGAAAAAGAAAGGCAUUAAUAGUAAUCACAAAAUGAUUGCUACAUCUAGCGUUAAGAAGUUUCGAGAAGAAAAUGACUGUUUAAAAGAUCGUCUUAUGAUGCCACCACCCAACUUUAAUAAUCAUUUUUGUAUCAAAAAGAAAUUAAACAGCUUAACAUCUCCUAAUGCAAAAUCUUUACCACGAAUUAGAAGUAAUUCCUCUGAUAUUGACAUUGAAUCACCUAAGAAAAAAGGAAAUCACAGAUUUUCUAGUAACGAUGGAAACUAUAUUGACAGCUUUAUUCCCUCACAAAUUAGUUGUGAUAAUUUUGAAAAUAAAAAUGUUAGAAUGUUUACAAAAUGGAAAGUUAUGUUAAAUGAACAAAAUGAGUUGGUUAUUAAAGGAAAAAUUGAGUGUGGGAAGGUUGCUCAGAGUAAGCCUAUUGUAAGAAGAUUAACAAGUACUAAGAUAGUAUCCGUUUUUAAACAUUUGUAUCACUUGCAAGGAAAUAUUGUUGAUGAUGAGUAUGAAUUACCAGAUUAUGUUCGAGGUAAAUUUUAUAGUGGAUUUCCUGAUGAUUGGGAAAAUGUUUAUCAAAUUUGGAGAACAUUUGUACAGCAAGGAUGUAGUGCAACUUUUCGUUGGCCUACUCCCAUUACAGAUAGUGAUGAUGAUUUAAGAAGUGAAAUAACAGAUAUCACAUUUUUCAAUUCAAAAAGCCCUAAGAAUAAAAGAUCAAAUUUGAUGCCUUUUGAAGAAUUCUAUGCAUCUGAAGCAUCAGUUAAUCUUGACUGUACAUAUAAUAUUUUGCAGACAAAGGAAAAACAAAAUCUCAAUUCACGUAGCUGUCAAAAAAGUGAUUCAUUCACACAAACAUGUUUAUCUGAUACAAUUAAGAACUCGCCUUACAGAGAAGUCAGCAUUCAAUCUUUAAAAAAUCAAUAUGGUAAUGAUAAAGAAAAUAUAAAUUUGAAUUGCACUAAAACUACAGUGAACAGUUUGAAGGAUAAAUUGAACGUUAUUGUAAACAACUUAACAGAUAAAAAUUGUGAUGAAGAGUGUGUGGGUAAAAUUAUUGAAAUAUUUGAUUGCUUAAAUUAUGUUGUAUCAUACGGGACAGUUAAAUAUAAUGGAUCUAAUAUUGAAAAUUCAAAAUUGAAAGGAGAUAAACAUGUAGUGGAAGAACGAUAUAAUGGGAUAAAUGAUAAGUCUCAAAAUUGGGUAGAAUCUGAAUCAAUUUCACUGCAACGUUCUGUAAAUAGUACAGUUGCAAAUCAUAACAAUUCAUUACGAAGAAAGAGAACUUUUGCGGAAAUGAGUAAAAAUAAUGAUAUCAGUACUUCCGAUAGUGAAAAUGAAAUUUAUGUAGGGGUUCCAAGGAUACCGAUAAAUCGAAUAAUACGACAGAAAGACAUAUUACUGAAGCCUUGUAAACGUAGAAUACGAAAAAAAACAAUGUAUCAAAACCAUGAUGCCAUAGAAAAACAACAUAUUUCAAACGCACCAUCAAUUAUGUCAGAUAACAAUAAUGGGAGCUAUAUAAAAACAAUAAGGUCUGAAAAAGAAAAUGUUACAGAUUUUAAUGAUUCUAGUAUCAGUAUUAUAGAAGACGAGAGGGCUCAUUUAAAGGUAAAGGGAUAUAUAAGCUCAAAUAUUCAAAAUGAUGUAGAUAAAUAUGUGAAAUCUGAUAUCAUGGGAAGAGAACAAUGGGGAAAACCAAAUGAUUUUACGAAAAUCGAAGAUACACAGGAAAUCCAGAAACAUUCUGUACAACAGAAUUCAACAGUUAUUAAUAAACCUAUCAACUAUUUGCAAUAUUCUAAUAAAAAUACAACAGACAAUCCUGAUCCUGAACAGACAGAUCCUGAGUUUACUAUGGCUAAAAAAUGCAAUAAUACAAUGACGCAAACGAAUUCUUACUUACAGGAAAGCAGACAUAAGAACGAUCAAUAUCAAAAUCAUUCAUCCUGUCAACAAUAUGAAGAAUUAUUAUUACAUCCAAAAAAUACCAUGACUGAAAUGACGAAGCCUGUUGUAAUUAGCUCAGUUCCUAUUGAUAUAGAAAUUAGAAAUACACAAUUACGUUUCUUACAAGAUCCAAAGGUAAAUGUAAUUAAGGACGAAAAUAAGGCCGUUAAAGAUUUAAAUGAAAAAGUUAAAAAUAGAAAUUUGACAAAGAAAAGGUCUCCUAUGAAAUCUAAUGCUAUUUCAAUAACGAACUCAAAUUUAUUAUCUGAUAGUACGCAAUAUUCUGAAGAAUGUAGUAACAUUCAAUCGAGUAAUGUCGAUCCUAUUAUUUUGAAAAAGUCAUUACAGGAUAAUUUAAAAGUUUCUAGAGAUAAUAAAUUUAUGAAUAAUUGUAAACCGAAAUUAUUAUCUGCUUGGACACCGAACAUUUUAUCCAAAUCAGGAUUACAUUUAAUUUUUGAGGGAAAAUUAUUAAACGAAGUUGGCCACAUCAUACAUAGGAAGUUUAAAACGGAUAUAAUAUUUCGCCGAGUAUCACAAAAAUUGGUCGAGACAAUUCAUCAUGAAUUUUAUCAAUUAAUUGGUGACUUAAAUGAUACGAAACAUGUUGUACCUAAAGAGUUGGUGAACCAGUGUCGUUAUGGUUGCCCCACCAAUAUAGAACAGUUUUGUGAAAUAUGGAAAUCAUUAGAAAAUGCUGAUAUUACCGAUUCGGUACACAUUAUAAAUGUUGGUGUGAGUUCAAAAGGUAGAAGAAUAAUACCUCCAUUAAGUUAUUGGAGAGGAGAGCGCAUUGUUCUAAAAGACAACAACCCAGUAUAUAAUCCUGGUACUUCUCAAAACUCUCUAAUAGUUUCUCCUCGUAAGUCUUCUGCUAAAAGCAACGACAUAAAAAAGAGGAAAAACAGAAGUGAUAGCAGCAAAAACAAACAAUUAAACAUAUUGGCACAGAAUGUACCUACAAUUUCACCAGAGAAAUUGGUUAAACCCACUAAAAAUAAUACAAAAUUAGUCGGACACAACAGACCCACAAGGAUUGUAACAAGAAGUAAGAGAAAAGCUUUGCAAGAAGUAUCAGAAUCAAGCGUUUCCAGUGAUGAUAAAAAUAUUCCCGCAUAUGAGAAUCAGAAAAUGACAUUUAAUUCCGGAAAUAUAAUAAGUAAAGACGAUGUAGAAUCCAUAAAUGUUGAAAAUUUGCAUGAAUCUCGCAUAAAUCUUGUUACAACGAAACCGACAAAAACAAGAUCAAACGCGAGAAAAGAUAUCGAACCGAAUACGUCACUUAGCACUCUUCCUAAACAAAUGUAAGUCUUGGAAAUCAGCCAUCAGCUGGAAAAUAUCGUGAUGUAGUAUAUACGUAUUAUCAAGAUGUUGCAGGUAAAAACGACAUAUUAUCAGAUGAUCAAGUCUCUCAUGUAUAAAGCAAUACGACGUUGAAAAAAUUUUAUUUAUACGCACGUUUUACAGUUAUGACUAAUAUAGUGUAAGUGUUUUGUUACAUUUUUAAAUAAAAAAACAGAUAUAUGACUAUUGUUCGUUUGCUGA
Bombus huntii is the source of this 3940-nucleotide messenger RNA. RefSeq lists its product as uncharacterized. Lineage: Eukaryota; Metazoa; Arthropoda; Insecta; Hymenoptera; Apidae. The coding region runs from base 188 to 3703 and encodes 1171 amino acids. The record is from RefSeq and is a predicted model, not a curated record. The transcript has 12 exons.